Molecule: messenger RNA, 4302 nt
Organism: Candoia aspera
Lineage: Eukaryota; Metazoa; Chordata; Lepidosauria; Squamata; Candoiidae
Gene: SLC6A8
Product: solute carrier family 6 member 8
Exons: 13
Coding region: 468-2402 (644 amino acids)
Biological process (GO): sodium ion transmembrane transport
Cellular component (GO): plasma membrane
Molecular function (GO): gamma-aminobutyric acid:sodium:chloride symporter activity
Source: RefSeq, a predicted model, not a curated record
AGGAGACAGCGGCAGCAGCCGAAGCGGCAACUCAGAAGCGACCAGUGCAGCGCGAAAGCGGCGGACGCGAGGGGAUCCGCGCGUCCCCUCAGCCCCUGCCCUGCCUUGACUCCGGGCGGGGUACUGUGGGGGUGUCCCCCCCCCGGCGGAUUUCGCCGACCUUCGCCCUCGAGCAACCCCCUUCCCCGCGUCCACUGAACACAUGAGGUUUUUCAGGUUGACCUUCAAGUGCUUCGUGGAUUGUUUCUGAGUCUCUGCAAAAUCCCUGCCCUCUCCUCCGAGCCGGCUACCUGCACCAGCGAGCCCCGGCCCCAGCGCAGACUCCACUCCCCACCGCCUCCCGCUCGCCCCUUGCGAGGGGGCUUCUCCCUGCACCCCCCGCACCCGCUCUCUUCCAUCCUCUUUUGAGCAGCAUCCCGAUUCGUCUGGAAGGGGUCGGCCGGGACUCAGGAGUCCCCCCAGGCAGCAUGGCCAAGGGGGCUUCGUCGGAGAGCGGCGGCGGCGGCGGCAUUUACAGCGUCUCGGUGGAACAGCAGGACAAAAAGACGGGACGCCCCGCAGCCGCCAUGUGCCAAGGAGCCCCAGUCGGGAGCAAAGGGGAGGCCGUGGACUCCUGCAGGCCGACCCUGGCCUUGCCGCCCCGCGAGAGAGAGACUUGGACCCGGCAGAUGGAUUUCAUCAUGUCCUGCGUGGGCUUCGCCGUGGGGCUAGGCAACGUGUGGCGCUUUCCCUACCUGUGUUACAAGAACGGGGGAGGUGUGUUCCUCAUCCCUUACAUUCUUAUUGCCCUUGUUGGCGGGAUUCCCAUCUUCUUCCUGGAAAUUUCUUUGGGGCAAUUCAUGAAGGCCGGGAGCAUCAAUGUAUGGAACAUUGCACCUCUUUUCAAAGGAUUGGGAUUUGCUUCUAUGGUGAUUGUCUUCUACUGCAACACUUACUACAUCAUGGUACUUGCCUGGGGCUUCUACUACCUGGUGAAGUCCUUUACAGCCACCCUGCCCUGGGCAACCUGUGGGAAUCCCUGGAACUCCCCAGAGUGUGUAGAGAUCUUCCGACACGAAGACUGUGCCAACGGCACUGCCAGCAGCAACCUUACCUGUGAUGAGCUUUCUGACAAGCGGUCGCCUGUCAUCGAAUUCUGGGAGAACAAGGUGUUGAAUCUGUCAGAAGGCCUGGAGUUCCCUGGGGCUAUCAACUGGGAAGUGACCCUUUGCCUCCUGUCUUGCUGGGUCCUUGUCUAUUUCUGCGUUUGGAAAGGCGUCAAAUCUGCAGGAAAGAUUGUCUACUUCACUGCUACAUUCCCUUAUGUGGUGCUCAUUAUCCUGUUUAUUCGGGGGGUGAUGCUGCCUGGAGCUCAGGAUGGGAUAAUUUACUAUCUGAAACCCGACUGGUCCAAACUGGCUUCCCCUCAGGUGUGGAUCGAUGCUGGGACCCAAAUCUUUUUCUCGUAUGCCAUAGGAUUGGGGGCGCUCACUGCCCUGGGCAGCUAUAACCGGUUCAACAACAAUUGUUAUAAAGAUGCCAUCAUUCUGGCACUGAUCAAUAGUGGGACCAGCUUCUUCUCUGGCUUUGUAGUCUUCUCCAUCCUGGGCUUCAUGGCUGCAGAACAGGGAGUUGAUAUCUCCAAAGUGGCAGAAUCUGGACCUGGGCUGGCUUUUAUUGCCUAUCCAAGAGCUGUCACUCUGAUGCCAGUUGCUCCUCUCUGGGCUGCCCUCUUUUUCUUCAUGCUGCUGCUUCUGGGCUUAGACAGCCAGUUUGUGGGCGUUGAAGGCUUUAUCACAGGGAUCCUGGACUUCUUCCCAUCCACCCAUGCCUUCCGAUUCCAGAGAGAGGUCACCGUGGCCAUCUGCUGCGUCGUCUGCUUCUUCAUUGAGCUGUCCAUGGUGACUGAGGGGGGCAUGUAUGUCUUCCAGCUCUUCGAUUACUAUUCAGCGAGUGGCACAACACUACUGUGGCAGGCCUUCUGGGAGUGCGUGGUCAUCGCCUGGGUUUAUGGGGCUGACCGCUUCAUGGAUGACAUUGCCUGCAUGAUUGGGUACCGACCCUUUCCUUGGAUGAAAUGGUGCUGGAUGGUCCUGACCCCUCUCAUCUGCCUGGGUAUCUUUUUUUUCAACAUUGCCUACUACAAGCCAUUGAUCUACAACAACAGCUACAUCUACCCCUGGUGGGGAGAAGCCAUUGGCUGGGGCUUUGCACUAUCUUCCAUGCUAUGUGUCCCACUUACUGCCCUCUACAAAUUCAUCCGUGCCAAGGGAACACUGGCUGAGCGCUGGCACCAUCUCACCCAGCCGAUCUGGGGGAUACAUCAUCUAGAGUACAAGAUGCCUGAAACAGAUGCUCUAACCACCCACGCUCCUGUCUUGGACGGGUGUACCAAAGUUGUCAUCUUUGAGAGCGUCAUGUGACCAAUACUCCCCCACUGCAAGAGGGGCCCUUUCUCUGUGCCACUCUGCCCCGUUCUGCCAGUGUAGGAGGUAGGGGAAGGAUGCCAUCUCUGAAGUUGUGGGGAGUGCUCCCUACCUGUGGGGAAAAGGUAUUAGGGAUUCUUUAUCCAUUUCCACCUUUUCCUCUCAAGCAACAGAACGGCUGAGAGGUGGAAUAACUAGUUCCCGCCAAUCUUUGAUUAGAGGGUGGGAGGACGAAAGGCCAUAGGGGUGGGGUGAGGGAAGGGGUGGGGGGGAAGAGAGCCUUAGAUUUACAUUUUUUAAAAAACAGAAGUUAUUUUCUAAAAGAUGAAAUAUUUUAAAUUUCUAUAUACAUUAUAAAUAUAUAUAUACACACAGAUAUAUAUAUAUAUAUGUAUAUGUAUCUCUUUAGCCAAAUGCAUGGAACGCAGAUUCCUUCCCAUUCAGUGGACUACUGCUUUGGGAUCCAGAGCACUGCACUUUUAUUCCCUGCCUAGGUGGGGGGAGGGGGGUUGAUCAGGUUAGAGAUGGGUGCCUGGCCCCCAUCUCUGGUUUUGUCAAGGAAGCAGAGUCUGGCAGUUAGCAGAAGCAGGAAGGCUUUAAAAGGGAGCUGCUGGGAACCCAGAUCCCUGGGCACCCUUCGCUAUAGUCAGCGGGGAGACAUAGAAAGUCAUUGCAGGUAGCAUCAGGAACUCUAUUCUCAGCUCUGUCCCUGUUGCACUGAAGCACUAUCUCUCCUUUUCCCUGCCCCCCAAAUCAAGGACUGGGAUGCCACCCUCAUGCCAAGAUGGUUGCCUUCUUGGCCCGUCUUCGUCAAUUAAGGAGAGUGUGACUGAAAGACUUUCUCUCUCCAACUUUCCCAUCCCUUGCCAAACCAGGUGUCAAACCAACCAAAUAACUUGAAUCAUGGGAAACCUUUGUAUUAAGAAUAUGUAAGGUCAGAAACAACUUUGAGUUUCAUAGUAUUAUGAAUUUGCCAGAAUGAGAAUACGGGAGGGAUUAUGGCUUACUCCCGGAAUGGGAUCACCCAGGCCCUGCUCCUGCAGAAAAUACGGCCUUUUUCAGAAAUGUCUUGCAUUUUACAGACCUUCUCUCCCACCCCACCCCUCUAAGAAAAACAACACUCUUUGGUUGCAGUGUUUAAAGUGCCUCCUGAGUUACCAUUGAGCUGCCUCAUGAACCCAUGGCUUUCAGAAGCAUUAAAACCCACUUUGUGAAAUGGUGCAGCAGUGCAUUCUGCCCGCCACCUACAAUUCGCAGGAAUUACUUCCUGGGUUGAGGUGUGGGGAGAGAAGGUUGUAAUUCUCCAUGGAUGAAUUAGGAAAAGAGUCCAGGUAUCCUGUAGAAUCUGUAGCCAGAAUUAGAAUCCAAUCCCCUUCCUGCCUGAUUAAAUCUUGCCAAAGUCUGCUUCCAUGUCAAGAGUAGGAAAGCUGUGGAUAUGCAGGUGUUAUUAGACUACAGUUCCCAUCAUCCUUGGCCAUGUGCAGUGAGAAUGAUGGAAUUUGAAGUCUGAGAACAUUUGGAAGGCCACGGAUCGCCCACCUUUAUUCUGCAUCAAAUAACUGGAGUUCGUCUAUGCCAAUGCUUUUCAAACUUGGCAACUUUAAGAGGUGUGGACUUCAACUCCCAGAAUUCCCCAGCCAGCAUGCUGACUGGGGAAUUCUGGGAGUUGAAGUCCACACCUCUUAAAGUUGCCGAGUUUGAAAAACACUGCUUUAUGCCAUCCUUUGCCAAGUUGGUGUCCUUUGACAGAUGUGACGAACGUCAGCGCCCACACUUCUGAGCCAGUACAGUCAACAGUUGUGCUGGCUGGGAAUAGCCUCUCUGUUGAAGGCACCAAAUUCAGGAAGGCUGUUCUAAUGCUUUACUGCAACUCCCAAUAAAUCUUUGCUAGAUUUUU